Molecule: messenger RNA, 974 nt
Organism: Meloidogyne enterolobii
Lineage: Eukaryota; Metazoa; Nematoda; Chromadorea; Rhabditida; Meloidogynidae
Source: the annotation of a GenBank genome assembly
UUUUGUUUUAUUUUGUAAUGGUUUCUGAUUCUGGGAAUUUGCCUUGGGUUGAAAAGUAUAGGCCUUCUUCAUUGUCUGACCUUGUUUCUCAAGAAGAAAUUGUUAAUUCAAUAUCAAAAAUGAUAGCUGAAGAUCGAUUGCCCCAUCUUCUCUUCUAUGGACCACCAGGUACGGGGAAAACGACAACGAUUUUGGCAGCAGCACGAAAAAUGUUCCCACUUAAAGGAAUGAAAUCUAGAUUACUUGAGUUAAAUGCUUCUGACGAGCGUGGUAUUGAUGUUGUUCGAAACAAAAUUGUUAGUUUUGCAAGUUCUCAAGGAUUGCAAGAUGUCUUUUCAGCAACAAAUACAACUAGUGCAAAAAGGCCAAUAAAACUUGUUAUUUUGGAUGAGGCUGAUGCAAUGACUAAAGAUGCUCAAAAUGCUUUACGUAGAAUUAUUGAAAAGUUAAAAUUAUUUUCUUUUAAUUUUUUUCAAUUAAUUUAUUUAAGAUAUACUGAUAGCACACGUUUUUGUAUAAUUUGUAAUUAUCUUUCAAAAAUUAUACCUGCGUUGCAAUCACGUUGUACUCGAUUUCGUUUUGCUCCUCUUAAACAAGAACAAGUAAUGCCAAGAAUUGAUUACAUUAUUCAAAAAGAAGAAUUAAAUGUUACUGAUGAUGGAAAGGAUGCUUUGUUUAAAUUAUCUAAAGGGGAUAUGCGUCGAAUAAUUAAUGUUUUGCAGAGUACUGCCUUGGCAACAGAUGUGAUUAAUGAGAAAGGUGUUUAUUCCUGUGUGGGGUAUCCACGCCCGAACGUUGUUGAAAAAAUAUUGCGUAUAUUGUUAGAUAGUACAAUUGAAGUAGCCAAUCAAAGUAAUUUUAAAAAUAUUUAUUGGGACUUUAAUAAAUUGGACAGAGAUUUGCUAUUUAAAUUGUUUUUUCGACUUUUAUGGUUGACUGUUUCUCUAUAUAUUCUUUUUAAUCUGCCGUUAUAA